UUAUAUAGCACGCAUGCGUGUUGAUAUUAGGAUAAAGGAUUAGCGAAAAGUGCCUACAGUGGUAAAAUCAAACCUAUGGGAGGAUGUUUCAAAGAAAUUUGUCAUGCCAAGGGAUGAAACCCAUACCCUCAAUGUGAAGAAGGUCGCUUUGAAAUCUAUGAGUAAGGAUUGACUUCUCGAGAUUGUUUGAUCCUGUUUGCAUCAUUUCUUGGGAUUUAUAAUUUAUUUUCCUUUUAUUCGUACAGGCCAUGCAUGGAAGGAUUUCAAGUGGAAACUAAAUAUAAAUUAAGUCAAGAAGGACAAAACUCCAUUUGAGGACUAUCUAGAACUCAAGAAAGAGUGGUGGCCAGACUUUGUGGAGUGGGUUACCUCUGAUGAGUAUAUUGCUCUAGGAGAAAAGGGCAAGCAAAGCCAAAGCAUGAAUAAGUUCCGUCAAAAACUAGGUCGGCGAAGCUAUACUGUACAAAAGAGAAAAUGGGCAAAGGAAGAUGCACAAGCAUUAACCGAGGGUAAAUCUAUUCCAUUUCAAGACAUGCCAGAUGGUCGUCAUAAGGAUUGGGCAAGGGCGAGGAAUCCUUCUGGCGAUGUGAACAUAACAGAGUCGCAUCCAAUCAUAAAGAAAAUUGUAGAUCUAAAUGAAAAGUCAGUAGCUGGUACCUUUACACCAUUGGAUAAUAUGGACAUACUUGCAACAGCAAUAGGGAGUAAUCAUCCAGGGAGGACAACAGGGGUGAGUGCUUAUGUGGGUUUAGGUAUGGGUCUUGCUCAAGGUGAUGGCCCUCGUAAGAAGAAACGUAGAACAACGAAAGAAUAUGUCAAGAGGAUUGUGGAUGAGUACGAGGCCAAGUUUGAGAAACUGAUAGCCCUGUGUCAGAGUAUGGAGCGUCGAUUAAAUAAUUCUGAGAGUUGCUCAUCUUCAAAAUUUGUUGAUACACCAAACCAUGCAACACAUCAUUCAGUUGACUCAUUACAAGUAACUUCAUCUACUUGCAGCACAUAUGACUUAUCAGAUAACAAAAUCAAUGUUCCACUAAUAUUCUGCAUUUUCCCUUAA
Molecule: messenger RNA, 1054 nt
Organism: Zea mays
Lineage: Eukaryota; Viridiplantae; Streptophyta; Magnoliopsida; Poales; Poaceae
Exons: 2
Coding region: 419-1054 (211 amino acids)
Source: RefSeq, a predicted model, not a curated record